This is a messenger RNA of Microthlaspi erraticum, 681 nucleotides long. NCBI's taxonomy places the organism in Eukaryota, Viridiplantae, Streptophyta, Magnoliopsida, Brassicales, Brassicaceae. The record is from the annotation of a GenBank genome assembly.
AUGUCGCAUCUGUUCAAAAUUGGAGUCUAUUACAAUAUUUGGGGUUCAAGGUCAGAUUCGGUGGCUCAGCAGAGUGAUUCCGGAGGAAUUGGCUUCUUCUAUGAGCGAGUUUGGUUUGAUCUAUUCCCAGUACUUGUCGAGAUCAAAUGGCUUAUGAAGCUUUCAAAAAUCCCUCAAGUCACCGAAGUUGCAAGCUUUACCAAAGAUGCUGAGGUGUACUUGCAAGGCAUAAUCGAUGGGUUUAGCAUUGAUGAUGCAUUGGAAGUUAAGAAGAUCGAGAGAGUUCCUGAGUUUUUCCAUUUUGCUUGCACGUCUCGGGACAUCAACAAUCUUUCCAAUGGUUUAAUGCUUCAAGAAGCACUUACUUCUGUUAUACUUCCAACCAUGGAUGAGCUGAUCAAAUCCAUCUCUCUCAUGGCCAAGGAAUUUGCAUACGUCCCCAUGCUUUCACGCACUCAUGGCCAGCCAGCUUCUCCUACAACAUUGGGCAAGGAAAUGGCGAUUUUCGCUGAGUUUGUUACUUCUGUCGGAUUAACUUUUAACCCAUACGUCACUCAGAUUGAACCUCAUGACUACAUGGCUAGACUUUUUAACACAAUUAGCCAAUUCAACAAUAUCUUGAUUGAUUUCGACAGAGAGAUAUAUAGAGCUACAUAUCUCUACGCUACUUUAAGCAGAUAA